This is a messenger RNA of Spodoptera littoralis (African cotton leafworm), 1494 nucleotides long. The record is from the annotation of a GenBank genome assembly. Lineage: Eukaryota; Metazoa; Arthropoda; Insecta; Lepidoptera; Noctuidae.
GUGACAAAAUUGCAGUGGAACGGGGUGGCGUAGCGGAUUGCGCCCGAUCCCGUUUUAACAUUUUUCACACACAACGAGCUUGAUCCGUGACUUAUUUGUGUAAAAUAAUUAUAAGUCGAUAGUGAUAAGUGUUUCGGUAGCGCCCUACACCGCGAUGGACGCUGCGUAAGCUGUGAAAUUGUGCCUAACAAGUUGUUCGUCGUAUGUUGUCUAAUGGCGUCCAGAACAGAAUAAAAUCAAAAUGUUUGUGUGAAAACGUGAAUUAAUCUGAAGAAGGUGCUGUGAUGUGUUUAGUUGCUGCGAGCAGUGGCGCGUGGGUAGCGCGGUGAUGGCGGUGGCGGGCGCCCCAUGAGCCGGCUGCUGUGCUGCCUGCGUGAGCGCCGAGCCGACAUGGGCGCCGCGCUCUCGCAUCCUCAGGAGGGCGAGGCGUGCGACGGCGCCGGCGUGGCGGCCGCGCCUCCCACCAUGGCAGAUGUCAUACGAGAGAGGAAGAAGAAGGCUGCGGGCUCCGGUCUCGGCACGCUGCGGCGUCGUAUCGCGCUCGUACGUCGUCCGCGAGAAAACCGACCCGAUAGAGGUUGCGAGCACGCGCGUUUCAUUCGCUCGGUAGUCAGUUCCUGGCGGCUGGCGGAAGUGUUCCUGCUGUGCGAGGAGUUGGAGGCCGGGGCUGCUCUCCGUGACCUGGUCACCCAGGCCGAGCUCGCAAGGGAACCGGCCGCCGCGCUGCAUGCUGACCUGGCACACGCGUACAGAGACAGAUGGUGGUGCGACGUGGAGCUGGUGGGCGUGGGCUGGUGUAUAGCGGCGCACCGAGCCAUACUGUCCGCGCGCUGCACCUACUUCAGGGACCUACUGCAACGAUAUCCGCCGUCGUGUUGCCGGGUGCCACUAGAGGGCGCUGGUGCUGCGUUAUCCCGCGAGGAGAUGGAGGCCGCCGUGCUAGCGCUGUACGCUGGACCUCAGCCUUCUAGGGGACCCUGCGCCGCUUGCGCCAAGUGGGACCGCGCAGGUCCCGCGGACGGAGACCUGGACAUCAUCAACGGAGACAAUACUGGCACGUGGCGCAGUGUGGGCGGGGGCGCGUGCGGGUGCGGGCGCGGGGGCGCGGGCGGGGGCGCGGAGCCCGCUCUGCUGCGCCGCCUCGCGUCGCUGCUGGGCUUCUCGCCCGACGCCUUGCACCACGACAUGAGAUACCUGCUCGACUCCGGCGAGCUGGCGGACACGCGGCUCGUGUUCCGCCUGGAGACAGGUUGUGGCGCCGCCUACGGGUUCCGCACCGCGCUGGAGCUGCCCUGCCACCGGCUACUGCUGGCGGCCAGGUCCAGGUUCUUCAGGAGCGUCAUGUCCCGGCGCGGCUCGGCCGGUGGGGGCGCGGGCGCGGGUGGGGGCGCGGGCGGGGGCGCGGUGGGUGCGUGGUGCGUGGACGAGAAGGUGCUGCCGCGCAGGUUCGCGCGCGCAUUACUGCACGCUGCCUAUACUGACACUGGAGUAUAG